Messenger RNA from Aspergillus niger, 1059 nucleotides. RefSeq lists its product as uncharacterized. The record is from RefSeq and is a predicted model, not a curated record. The transcript is spliced from 3 exons. Gene Ontology annotation, molecular function: catalytic activity; iron-sulfur cluster binding. The coding region runs from base 1 to 1059 and encodes 352 amino acids. NCBI's taxonomy places the organism in Eukaryota, Fungi, Ascomycota, Eurotiomycetes, Eurotiales, Aspergillaceae.
AUGCCCUCCCUACUACACUCCCUCCGCACCUCCCCCCUCCUCCGCUCCAAACCCCCUCCUUUAAACCCCAUAUUAUAUCUGUAUACAUCAAAACGCCACCUCGGCAUCCCCCCCGCCUACCUCCUGGACGACUACAUCCCGCGCUACCAACUCCUCUCGUCCAUCGACGCCUCCAAAAAGCGCUCCCUCGCCUACGCCCACCUCCAAAACUGCAAUCUCUGCCCGCGUCGCUGCGGCGUCAACCGAUACCAUGAAACGGGCAUGUGCAUGAUCGGCGCCGAAACCGCAAAAGUGAAUACCAUCGCCCCGCAUCGCGGCGAGGAACCCUGCAUCCAGGGGUUUCAUGGCUCCGGCAGCGUGUUUUUCUCCGGGUGUAAUAUGCGGUGUGUGUUUUGUCAGAACCAUGAUAUAGCGCACAAGAAAGCAGGUCAUGAUCUCACGCCCACCGAGCUAGCGGAGUGGUAUAUGAAACUCCAGACGGUGGGGAACGUGCAUAAUAUUAACCUCGUCACGCCAGAGCACGUCGUCCCGCAAGUGGUGCUUUCGAUUCUAGACGCGAGGGAUAUGGGAUUAAAGAUUCCUAUCGUCUAUAACACAUCCAGCUUCGACUCCCUCGACUCAUUACAUCUGCUGGAUGGGUUGGUGGAUAUAUACCUCCCUGACUUUAAAGUCUGGAAGGGGAGUACCGCGAAGCGAUUACUCAAAGCAGAGGAGUAUGUCGAAACAGCGAAGGAGAGUAUCAAGGAGAUGCAUCGGCAGGUAGGGGAUUUGAGUUUUACCUCUGAUGGCAUUGCGAAGAAGGGAGUGUUGUUGAGACAUUUGGUGAUGCCGGGGUUGGAGGAUGAGGGGAGGGAGAUUGUGAGAUGGCUGGCGGAGAAUGUGUCCAGGGAUUUGUAUGUGCAUGUUAUGGAGCAGUAUAGGCCGGAUGCGUAUGUCAGGUAUAAAGAGAUUAAUCGCGCUGUUAGGGAGGAGGAAUGGGGGGGUGUUAGGGAGGCUGCGGUGCAGGCGGGGUUGUGGAGGUUUUGUGAGGUUAAUGAGAUGGGGGGGUUUCAUCUGUAG